Nerophis lumbriciformis (worm pipefish) is the source of this 1218-nucleotide messenger RNA. The record is from RefSeq and is a predicted model, not a curated record. NCBI's taxonomy places the organism in Eukaryota, Metazoa, Chordata, Actinopteri, Syngnathiformes, Syngnathidae.
AUGGCUUCGGCGAGUAGUAUUGCUACAGCCAUUGCUAGCAAAACCAAGACUAAAAAGAAGCACUUCGUUGCCCAGAAAGUGAAGCUCUUCCGUUCCAGUGAUCCUCAACUCAGCGUGGUUAUGUGGGGAGUCAACCAUUCGAUAAAUGAGUUAAGCCAUGUUCAGAUUCCCAUCAUGCUCAUGCCAGAUGACUUCAAGGCGUAUUCCAAGAUAAAAGUGGACAACCAUCUAUUCAAUAAAGAAAACAUGCCUAGCCAUUUCAAGUUCAAGGAGUACUGCCCCCUGGUGUUUCGAAACCUCAGGGAGAGGUUUGGCAUUGAUGACCAAGAUUUCUUGAACUCUCUGACUCGUAGUGCGCCCUUGAAUAGUGAGGCCCAAGGACGGAGUGGGGCUCGUUUCCAUACAUCUUACGACAAGCGUUAUGUCAUCAAGACCAUCAGCAGUGAAGAUGUUGCGGAAAUGCACAACAUUCUAAAGAAAUACCAUCAGUUUAUCGUGGAAUGCCAUGGCAAUACACUGCUGCCCCAGUUUUUGGGGAUGUACCGGCUCACCGUGGACGGGGAUGCAACUUAUAUGAUUGUGACACGCAACGUCUUCUCGCACCGCCUUUCUGUCUUCAAAAAAUAUGAUCUCAAGGGUUCCACUGUUGCGCGAGAGGCCAGUGACAAGGAGAAGGCUAAGGAGCUGCCUACCUACAAGGACAACGACUUCAUCAAUGACGGCCAGAAGAUCUGCAUCAACGACGACAACAAGAAAAUGUUUUUGGAGAAGCUUCGGAAAGAUGUGGAGUUCCUGGCACAGCUAAAGCUCAUGGACUACAGUCUGUUGGUGGGGAUCCACGAUGUGGAACGUGCGGAGCAGGAAGAGGUGGAGAGCGAGGACAACGAGGCUGAGGAGGAAGGCGUCGAGAGCGACGGAGGGGCUGUCGGGACCCCUCCUGACAGUCCUAGCAACACCCUGGACAGCACUAAGCCUCUGUCGCCAGGAGAGUUUGACCCCACUAUUGACGUCUAUGCCAUCAAAAGCAGCGAAAAUGCUCCGAGAAAAGAAGUUUACUUUAUGGCCAUCAUUGACAUCCUGCAACAUUACGAUGCCAAGAAGAAAGCCGCCCAUGCCGCAAAGACAGUCAAACAUGGCGCAGGAGCUGAAAUUUCAACGGUGAAUCCCGAGCAGUACUCCAAGAGGUUUCAUGAUUUCAUCACCACUAUUCUGUCAUAG